Molecule: messenger RNA, 1464 nt
Organism: Paecilomyces variotii
Lineage: Eukaryota; Fungi; Ascomycota; Eurotiomycetes; Eurotiales; Thermoascaceae
Product: putative rRNA processing protein
Exons: 3
Coding region: 148-1305 (385 amino acids)
Biological process (GO): rRNA processing; ribosomal large subunit biogenesis
Cellular component (GO): preribosome, large subunit precursor; nuclear periphery; nucleolus
Source: RefSeq, a predicted model, not a curated record
AAAGAAAGUUCCGCGACUCGGGCAUCAUCUCUCUCUCUCUCUCUCUCUUCGUCUUUUGCUCUUUUUUUUAGAGCAGAUAUUUCUUUCUUUGCUUUAUUUUUUUUCUGAUCUGUUCAGGUUUCAGAGGAGAGAGGGCAAUUAUCCAAAAUGGUCAAGAAGAGCAAGCUCCUCCUGGCGCUUGAUGCGCACAAGGGCCGAGACUACGAAGCAGAGCGUCAGAAGAAGCUAGUCAAGGCGGCAGAGAAGAGGAAGGCCAAGAAGGCGAAGAAAGAGGAAGAUGGAGAGGAGACGGAUGAAAAGAAGACGGAAGUAAAGGCAGUUAAUGGAAAGAAGGAGGAGGAGGAAAAAGCACAGACAAAUGGAUCCGAGGAAAAUGACGAACAACGGGCCGAUGAGGAAUCUGAGGACAAGUCGGGCGCUGAGGAGGAAGAUGAAGAAGAGGAUGAAGAGGAGGAGGAGGAAGAAGAAGAAGAAGAAGAAGAUAUCCCUCUUUCAGAUCUCUCGGGCGAUGAGCGCGCCGAUGUGAUCCCCCAUCAGCGUCUCACUAUCAACAACUCUGCCGCCAUUACCGCCUCCAUCAAGCGCAUCUCCUUCAUCACCCCGCAGACUCCUUUCUCCGAACACAACUCCCUCGUCUCGAAAGAGCCCAUUGAAGUGCCCGACCCCGAUGACGACCUGAACCGCGAGCUGGCCUUCUACAAGGUCUGCCAGUCCGCCGCUGCCCAGGCGCGCGGCUUGCUGAAGAAAGAGGGCAUCCCCUUCACGCGGCCCGGUGACUACUUUGCCGAAAUGGUCAAGAACGACGAGCACAUGGGCAAGAUCAAGAAGAAGCUGUAUGACGAGGCCGCUGCAAAGAAGGCUGCCGCGGAUGCCCGUCGCCAGCGUGACCUGAAGAAAUUCGGUAAGCAGGUUCAGAUCGCCAAGCUGCAACAGAGACAGAAGGAGAAGCGAGAGACUCUGGAGAAGAUCAACAGUCUGAAGAGAACAAUUACCAACCCCAGUCCCACUUUAGAGCGCGGCAACGAAGGAACUACCGGCCCAGCCAACGACGAGGAUCUCUUCGACAUCGCUCUUGAAGAACCCACCAAGGACAGGAAGCACUCUGCCGGCGGUCCCAACCUCAAGCGUCAGAAGAAGAACGAGAAGUUCGGCUUUGGCGGCAAGAAGCGACACAAUAAGAGCGGCGACGCCAUCUCCAGCGGUGACCUGAGCAAUUUCUCAGCGAAGAGGAUGAAAGCCGGCGGCAAAAAGGCUGGCGGCAGUAAGAGAUUGGGCAAGAGCAGAAGAAAAGCCGGUAGAGCUUGAUCGAUUGAUUGAUUCUUUCCAUUUUGUCUGAGGGAACUAAAAAAAAUUGGGUCUGGUCAUAUUGUAUACAUCCUGUCUUGUCCUCUCUGGGACAUUAUUUCUUCUGUCUAGUUUCAUUUUUCUUUCCACAUACAUACCGGUCGGUGUCAACAGUGAAUG